CAACGAACUACAACUACAUACAUGCUAAGAACAAACCCCACUUGGAAACGCGCCUGUGGAGAGAGAGACAGACAGAUUGACUUCAAGUUCUUCACGAACUCCUCCUCCCUUCGGUUCUCAUUCUUGAGGACUUCCUCUUACCCUUCAAAACUCCUUGCCCUGCGGUUCCUUUGGUUCCUUCAUUGUCAGCCCUCCUGCGGCCUGCCCUGUCACUUUCGGGAUCGUUUCAUACACUUUCAAGAAUGUCGACUGAUCUGAUCUUCUCAGACAUCCACUCCCUGAACAGGGACCAAGCCCUGGACAUUCUUGCCCAGAUCGCACGUGUCGAGAAAAAGAGUUUUCCUGCCACUGAGGGCAUGAGCUUUGGAGAAGAGCUUUGGCGCAAGAAGCCCAACACGAGGGUCCUGUAUGCCCACCUCCCAGGCGCAACUCCCCCGCUGGUUCUGGCUUAUGCGGUCUACGUUCGCCAGAAAGGCAUUGCCCUGCUCCAUAAAGUCUGUGUAGCCGAGACUUAUCGCCGUCGGGGCGUAGGGUUCCAGCUAAUGGGCUACGUUCGCGCUCGUCUGCAAAGGGAAGGUUGUCAGUAUGUCCAGUUAUGGGUGGACAAGGACAGAGCCCCAGCCAGAGCGUUGUACGCCCGCAGUGAUUAUGCAGAGCGCGAAGAAAUCCCAGAUUACUAUGGACCAGGGCGGACUGGCAUUAGAAUGGUCCUGGAUUUGUAGUCAAAUAGCCCUUGAGACCUUGACUUGUUGCUGCUGCCCCUGUCACUCCUGUGGCAUCGCUUGUGUGUCCCCUGGAUAAGCUUGCUUACUCACGACAAGACCAAAAGACGCAAGCGCUUGUUGGUUCCCUCAGGCCAUCUGUCAAAUAUUUGCAAUUCUCCGAGUCAGGGUGUUGACGGUUCAGGCGGUGGUUGGACGCUGGCUCGCUCCUUGGCUUCCCGACGACGCCAUCCCUUGCAGAGGGAGCGAGGCCUACAUUUCACAGAGUGAGCGUUAUCGCGCCGCGAACCAUCAAUCUCUGACCAUUCCCAUACCCAAGU
Messenger RNA from Aspergillus japonicus CBS 114.51, 1042 nucleotides. Its product is annotated as GNAT family N-acetyltransferase. Gene Ontology annotation, molecular function: acyltransferase activity, transferring groups other than amino-acyl groups. The record is from RefSeq and is a predicted model, not a curated record. The transcript has a single exon. The coding region runs from base 243 to 722 and encodes 159 amino acids. Lineage: Eukaryota; Fungi; Ascomycota; Eurotiomycetes; Eurotiales; Aspergillaceae.